Molecule: messenger RNA, 3098 nt
Organism: Trichechus manatus latirostris (Florida manatee)
Lineage: Eukaryota; Metazoa; Chordata; Mammalia; Sirenia; Trichechidae
Product: zinc finger protein 347-like
Exons: 5
Coding region: 565-2613 (682 amino acids)
Biological process (GO): regulation of DNA-templated transcription
Source: RefSeq, a predicted model, not a curated record
AGGUGAGUGAGUUUCCGACUUUGUAGUUUUAAUCUGCCCCGGUCCUGUACACACGUUCUCGGGGGUUGCUCCUGACGUUAAAGUCCCCGCACCCGCCCUUCCUACCCCCGGGGAUCCCGGCGCGGCCAUGAGACGUUCCGAGCCCUCGGGCUCCGCCGCCGGCCAGGCAUCCGCAUCCUUUUCGGUGUAAGAUCGCUCUGAGUUGGGUCCCAGUCUUGGCCUUUCUGCCCUCUGGCCGUGCAGACGCCUUUCUCUGUCAUCUAUCGCGGGGCUUUAAAUACCUUGACCUCUUCCAGUUUCACCUCUCCAGCUUGACCUCUGCCGUGUACUCCGGACUCAUGUGCCCAGCUGGCUCCUCGACGUCUCUGCUGGCGCCUCUUACAGGCAUCUCCACCUUAAACCGUGGAACACUGACCUCAUGAGCUUCCCUAAAGGUGUCCAGGGCUCCGUGAAGAGCGGCCCUGAACAUCCCGGGGCUCAGGUGAACAUCUCGGAUUGACUUCUCAAGAUCGAUCUUGCCUGAGAACAAAGCCCAGAAGAAGAGGAAAGAAAGAGGCAUCCAGAAUGGCUCUUUCCCAGGAACUGUUGACGUUCAGGGAUGUGGCCAUAGAAUUCUCUCAGGAGGAGUGGGAAUGCCUGGCCCCUGCUCAGAGGACUUUGUACUGGGAUGUGAUGUUGGAGAACUACAGCAACCUGGUUUCCCUCGCAGAAGUCUCUCUUUCUGAGAUGAAUAUUAUCUCCAUUUUGAAGAAAGGAACAGAGCCCUGGACUGUGGAGAACAAGAUGAAAAUAGCAAAAAAUCCAGAUGUCUCUCCUACAUGUGUGAUUGAGGAAUUAUCACCAAAAGAGAUCAUUAAGAAAGGAGAAUUAUUGCAGACUGUGAUGUUAGAAACACAUGAAUGCCGUGGCAUCGAGGAUUUUGACUUCAGGCAAGUCAGGGAAAGUAUGCAUGAGUUUGAGAAUCAGUGGGGAAAUGAUGAAACAAAUGACAAAGAAGUGACUAUGACCUAUAACAAAGAUCUCACUGUAAGAAUGGAACCAUAUGUUAUAAGAGAAGAAGGAAACGAGUAUAUGACAUGUUUUGAAGAUAAGAUUGGACUCAACUUUCAGUCCUAUCUGCCUGAACUGCACACAUUUCAAACUGGAGAUAAAAUGUACGAAUAUAAGCAAGUAGAGAAGUCUACCAACAAUGAUUCUUCAGUUUCACCAUUUCAGAGAAAUCCUCCUAGUAUCAAAACCAACAUCUUUAGUGAAUAUGGGGAGGUUUUUAUGCAUCCUUCAUUACUUACACAACAUCAGCAAACUCCUAUUACAAAACAACUUUACAACUAUACUGAAUGUGGAGUGGAUUUUAGCCAAAGGUCAAUGUUUACUAAUCUUCAGGGAAUUCAUUCUGUGCAGAGACUUUAUAAAGGUAAUGAAUGUGACAAAGCCUUUAAAUGUGGAUCAAACAUCACUAAUACGGGAGAGACACCAUAUAAAUGUGAGGUAUGUGGCAAGUUCUUUCGUCAAAAUUCAAACCUUGCAAAUCAUCUGAGAAUUCAUACUGGAGAGAAACCUUACAAAUGCAGUGAAUGUGGCAAAGCCUUUAGGUGGCGCUCAGUUCUUACUAAACAUCAGAGAAUCCAUACUGGAGAGAAACCAUACGAAUGUAUUGUGUGUGGCAAGGCUUUUAUCCAGAGAGCAAACCUUGUGAAACAUCACCGCAUUCAUACUGGAGAGAAACCUUACAAAUGUAAUGAAUGUGGUAAGGCUUUUAUCAAUAAUUCAAGCCUUGUGGAACAUCAGAGAAUUCAUACUGGAGAGAAACCUUACAAAUGUAAUGAUUGUGGCAGAGCCUUUAAGUGGGGCUCAAAUCUCACUAGCCAUCAGAGAACCCAUAAUGGAGAGAAAUUAUUUAAAUGUAAUGUAUGUGGCAAGUUCUUUAGUCAAAAUUCAAGCCUCAUAACUCAUUAUAGAAUUCAUACUGGAGAGAAACCUUACGAAUGUAAUUAUUGUGGUAAGGCUUUUAUCCAUAAUUCAAGUCUUGUGGAACAUCAGAGAAUUCAUACUGGAGAGAAACCUUACAAAUGUAAUGAGUGUAGCAAAACCUUUAAGUGGGGAUCAGUCUUUGCUAAACAUCAGAGAAUCCAUACCGGAGAGAAGCCUUAUAAAUGUAAUGUAUGUGGUAAGCUCUUUACUCAGAGUUCAAGCCUUACAACUCAUUAUAGAAUUCAUACCGGAGAGAAACCUUAUGAAUGUAAUGAAUGUGGCCAGGCUUUUAUUCAUAGUUCAAGCCUUGUAUAUCAUCAGAAAAUUCAUAUUGGAGAGAAACAUUACAAACGUAUUGAACGUGCCCAGGCUUUUGCCCAAAGUACAAGCUUUAUGGAGCAUCAAAGAAUUCAUUCUGGACAGGGACCUUACAAAUGUGAUGAAUGUGGUAAGGAAUUCAUGCAUUCAUACCAGUCAGUUCAUGAGAGAAUUCAUACUGGAGAGAAAAUGUCCAAAUGUAACGAGUGUUGGAAAGCCUUAAAUGUAGCCCACUUCUCACUAGAUAUCAGAGAAUCCAUUAUGGAGCAAAAUUAUAUAGAUGUGAAGUAUGUGGCAGACUCCGUGAGUGGUGCAAACAGUUAACUGCCCAGCUGCUAACUGAAAGGUUGGAGGUUCGAGUCUACCCAGAGGCAACUUAGAAGAGAGGCCUGCUAAUCUACUUCUGAAAAAUCGGUGAUUGAAUACCCUGUGGAGCACAGUUCUACUCUGACACACGUGAGGUCUCCAUGACUCAAAGUUGACUUGAUGGCAACUGGUAAUGUAUGUGGCAAAGUCUUUAUUCAAAGUUCAAACUUUACUAAUCAUAUUAUUUAAAUUUGUUCCUCCUGUUAUUCUUGCAUCUACUUCAUCCUAAUUUAUAUAUUUAAUUUACAUUUCUUCCUGUGUCUUUCCAUGGAAAAAUAUAGAGAAUACAUAAAAUAAGGGGUUCUUUUUAGAGUUGUAAUAUGAAAAUGCAUAUAGGGCCAUGAUAAAUUCAAAGUACAUGCUAUAUAAAUAGUAACAAAGCUCGUCCCUCUAAGUCUUUAGUUCAGUGAAUUAAUGUAAAAAGAUGACUGUUCAUGAAUUUU